ACAGGAAAAGAACGAUCAAGCCGAACAAGACUGAUCCCAGUGUGAAUGCUGUCAACGUGAGUAUUGGAAGGAAACUUUCGAAAGCCAACGAAAUGUAUGAACUCCAUUUGCACGGUUUCUUAGCAACAAUCUCCACUAGAAAUCAUACAGGUGGUGAUAAGACAAUCUUGUGCCAAAUCACAACCAUGCGAGACGCUACCAUUUCUCCUCCUCGGUGAUGACUGCCUGAGAGUGUUUUCUUUUUGUAGUAAUAUGCCGAUGUGAUGUCAUAAAGAGUACUGCACAUAGAUGUCCGCGCGGAGACGUUUGAUAAAGAGAAACGAAAUGAUUAUCGACCUAACUUGCCUAUAUUAACUAACUGCUUAUUAUCGUCAGCUUAGACACAGUUUGAGGCAAGGCCUUUCCCUAGUGAGGUCCCAGGAUAACUGAAACCUCUCCUCCGGUUAAUAUGAAAAAUUAAUAAUAAAAAUGCAGGGGGGAAAUCAUUCACACUGUAGCAAUUGUCAAUGUAUAUAUUCAAUGCCUUAGGGACUUCUCGUUCUUGACUUCUCUUCGCCCGAAUUUUUUCCUUGCCCGUUUAGACUGUUCCCGCCCCUAACAACUGCACCUGGGUUCCCGAGCUACUGUUGGAAUUCGGCUCCAGACCUCGCACAUUCAGACGGUGUAUUCAAAAUGGCGGCCAAACAAAACUUUUAAUGUGAGUGCAUUUUGCGUGAAAAAAGAUUAAUUAUUUGGAUUCAAACGCAGUCUUUAGUAGUAUGGUAAAAUGAAUCGCCUGGUACUCGAGUCUUUCUCUCGAUUUUCCGGUAAAUAUUGGGCGUUCAACGUUCCUAGAGUUCCCACAAGACUGUUUCAUCAGAGUAACCAGCUUUUAACAAAUCGACGCAAUCUUGGAAAAAGAUGUAUCAAGUGCAAUUUGCGAAGACAUUUUGGUAGUUUAGCGAGGCCCUCACAGGUGGAAUUUUCAACAAAGUAUAUACAUGCUCCUUCAUUGUAUCAAAUCUUUCUGCUGUUGAAAAGACAAGAUGUAAGACAGGGUAUUAUCAGAUUCUUUUCAACAAGCCAUGUGAAACAAAACAGCCAAGGGGAUCAAAACCAGCAAGGUGACUCACAGAAUCCUGAAGAGGAACCAGAAAAUCAAGGUGGAUGGGUGACUGUUCUUCCUUGGUUGAUGCUGGCAUUGUUUUACUUCUUGGCAGCAGGGUCUGACCCCACCCCCGAAACCACAUGGUCGACAUUUUACAGAGAAAUGCUCUCUACUGGGGAGGUUGAACACUUGGAAGUACCGUCAAGCCAGGACAAAAUCUUUGUGUUUUUGCACAGAGGGGCAAUGGUGGGAGGAAAAGAGGUAAAUAAAUGUGUACAAAAAAGAAGUUCCAGAAAUGAUCUUCACGGGCUCUCUACUCAUGCCGUGGAAAGUUUUCUGUAUGGAUGCCCCUCUGGUAUAUCCAACAAGUACAAUGUGGAUGACUCCCUCCCAAACACUCCUGGAAUUUCAAUUAAAAGAAAAUACAUGUAUACCAGUUUCAUACAAUUUUUACAACUUCCUAUUCAGUGGAGAAUUAUAAAUAUUAGCGAACAAUUAUUAGUAAAUGAAUAUUUUCUGUUGGAGCCAAAAACUGUUUUGUCAAAACAAAUGUUCAAUAUUCUUCACAAUAGUUCUACAGCUCUGAAUGCUGCUGUAACCAUUGCAUUGUUGGGUUUUAUUUGGUAUUGGAUUUAUGGAAGAGGAACAAGAGGAGGGACAAAACAAGGAGGAAUACUGGGAAGCAAUCCUUUUUCUAACUAUAUCAAAGCUAAGCCAACAGUGGUCAUGCCUGGAAGCGGAAAGGGAAUCAGCUUUAAAGAUGUUGCAGGAAUGGAAGAGGCAAAACUGGAGGUUAUGGAAUUUGUGGAUUACCUCAAAUCUCCUGGAAGAUAUGCAGAACUUGGAGCAAAAAUACCAAAGGGGGCUCUUCUCGUUGGUCCUCCAGGCACAGGUAAGACUCUUCUGGCAAAAGCUGUUGCCACAGAGGCUGAUGUUCCCUUCCUUACAAUGGCUGGGUCAGAUUUUGUGGAAGUAUUUUCUGGCGUUGGUUCAGCUAGAGUCCGUGACUUGUUUACCCGUGCCAGGAAGCUUGCUCCGUGUAUUCUGUACAUUGAUGAGGUGGAUGCCAUUGGGAGAUCACGACAAUCUAAUUCAAUUGGUGGGCACAGUGAACAGGAAAGUACUUUGAAUCAGCUUCUUGUGGAAAUGGACGGCAUGAAUACUAUGGAAGGUGUUGUUAUGCUGGCUUCCACGAACAGGCAGGAUAUUUUAGAUCAGGCUCUGUUAAGACCAGGAAGAUUUGAUCGACACGUCGCCAUUGAACUUCCAACCCUGUUAGAGCGGCAAGCCAUAUUUGAAGUGCACCUGAAGAAACUCACUCUGAAUAUGCCAAUUCAGGCUUACUCCAAACGACUGGCAGAACUCACUCCAGGAAAUAGUGGUGCCGACAUCGCUAACAUUUGUAACGAGGCAGCCCUGCAUGCAGCUCGCUUGAAUAAGAAAACAGUGGAUAAGGGAAACUUUGAGUAUGCUGUGGAAAGAGUAAUAGCCGGGAUGGAGAAGAAGAGUAAUACUAUGUCACCUGAAGAACGAAAGAUAGUAGCUUAUCACGAGGCUGGUCAUGCUGUGGUCGGCUGGAUGUUAGAACACACUGAUCCUUUACUUAAGGUGUCCAUUGUUCCUCGCACUAAUGCCACGUUAGGCUACGCACAGUACCUUCCCUCGGACAAUAAACUGUACAGCACUCAACAGUUGUUUGAUAGAAUGUGCAUGGCUUUGGGAGGACGAGCCGCAGAGGCCAAGAUAUUCCGGAGAGUUACUACAGGAGCCGAAGACGAUCUUCGAAAAGUGACUGACUUGGCAUAUAAACAGGUGGUAACAUUUGGCAUGAGUCCUCGUGUUGGUAAUGUUUCCUUUCCUGUUAGGAAACCGACUGAACUGACCAAGAAGUUUUACAGUGAUAAACUCGCCAAGCUUAUGGAUGAGGAGGUUCGCAUAUUGAUUGGGAAAGCAUUUCAGACGACUGAUACAAUUAUUGAAGAAAAUUUGGACAAGCUGAAAGCUCUUGCUGAAGAACUCUUAAACAAGGAAGUUCUGAAUUACGAUGACAUUGUCACAAUCCUCGGUCCAUGCCCCUUUGGUGAUAAGAGGGUUCAUUUCAGCUCACCGGAGGCGAGCGCUCAGUCCCAGUCCCUCUUCAGUGGCUGAUGACUUUUUACUAGUUCUACACUCUCCUUACCAAACCCUUCCCUCCCUGCAAAUAGAAAUGUAACUGUGAGAAAUGGAUAAAAUGGCUGAUUAGUCCGCAUAUACAGUCCGGAUUCCUGGGGUAUUAGGGAGUGUAAACAAACUUCGGUGGUAGCGGUAACGGGAACGUCGCGAAACGGAAGCAGUUUAAUGACGAGAAAAAUGUACGUGCGUUAUAACUCGUGAUACAGUUUUUGCUGUUCUCUACAAAACAGCAACGGGGAAAGACCAAAUUCUGCGUAGACUAGAGAAAGUGAACUACAAUGCCCAAUUUUCAAAAUUGCUCUUUCGAAUUUUAACGCUGUCUUGUAUAUUUAGUUGUGGGAUAACUCUGACAGUGAUCCAAAUUCUUCCGAAAUUUGUAAAUUAAAUGUGAAUUUAUUUCUUGAUAGACGUUGUCCUUGGCGUUGCCGUCGUGGUUGUUUAAACUCCCUUGGAAAAUGAAGGAACAUUUGAGAAAAAGUCUAUCAUUUUUUCAGCAAUAAUUUGCCCGUGUUAAAACGCAGAACUAAUCAGCAGAAUGUCUAGAAUCAAAUCAGUUCAGCUUAUGUAUCUUGUCCUGUUGUAUAUAAAAUAUUUGUGUAAAUAAAAUUGUUCACUAACCCUUUGAGUUGUUGGCAUGACGGUAUAGCCUGCGGCUUCAGUCACUCCGUGCAUUCACUCACUCUUCACUGUCCAGUGGAGAUUAACCCGUAACGUCUCUCUUCAAACAACUUCAAGUUUGACUUUAACCCAACUGAAUUCUGAAUUCUGGAAAGUGUUUUGGAAACUGUGAAAAGAAUUUCGGGGCUUUGGGCCACAAUCAUCCUUUUAUACUCUAAUCACCCUGCAACGAUUUUAAAAUAUUUUGUAACUAAUCUUAAUAAACACAAAAACAGCAUCAGGGGCGGGCAAUCACCCUUUAAGUACGCUAAGUCAUUGCUUCAUUGCAAUGUGAAAUUAAAUAGAUCAAGUUAAACAGAAGACGGGACGAUGAUCGUCGAGAGGUUUUGUUCUGGAAAACCUGCGCUAUGUUACACGUGGGAACGUUUUGCAUGGACAUACUGGUGUCGUACCUGGAUGGCUCAAUUCUUUUCACUGACCAAAUUGGUCUGCGAAAAACAUGGGUACUUUUCGAGCGAAUCAAUGAAAAAAUCACCCUUUGGUUUAUUCAGAAGCAGGGAGAAAAAUUUCAAGUCGCGACCUGUAAAAACAGCCGCUUAUGGCUGUCGCUUUAUCAGUAUUUAAGUCGGGUAGGGCGAUUUCAAAUUAGCAUAGACUGGAUGAAGCAGGUUUUUCUACUAGCGAAAGCAUUUUUAGGAAGUUUACUGGUAGCAAAUUGUUAAAAAUGUGUAGUUUAUUAACCACAUUUAACCAAGUGGACUUCAAUAACAUUUUUCCACAUUAUGUAAAAUAUAGUACAUAAUUCGAUUUUGUUGGAGAAUUGUAUAGUGAUUGUUAAAUAGUGAUCUUACUAUUAACACGACUAAAUUAUUAAUUAUUAAUAGUAGCUCCCUAUAUUGUUAAUAGUAGCUGUGUAUUUUAAUAGUAACGUUAGUAGUUACGUAUUGACCACUUUUCCAAUCACUAAACUGGAUCUGGCCAUAUAUUCAAGUAUUCUUCGCUUUUCUGUAGACUCCGUCAUCACUUGUAUUUCUCAAAUAUAAAUAUUGAAAUACUAUUGUA
Molecule: messenger RNA, 4939 nt
Organism: Orbicella faveolata
Lineage: Eukaryota; Metazoa; Cnidaria; Anthozoa; Scleractinia; Merulinidae
Product: mitochondrial inner membrane m-AAA protease component paraplegin-like
Biological process (GO): mitochondrial protein processing
Cellular component (GO): m-AAA complex; membrane
Molecular function (GO): ATP binding; ATP-dependent peptidase activity; ATP hydrolysis activity
Source: RefSeq, a predicted model, not a curated record